Messenger RNA from Gossypium arboreum, 1002 nucleotides. RefSeq lists its product as uncharacterized. Lineage: Eukaryota; Viridiplantae; Streptophyta; Magnoliopsida; Malvales; Malvaceae. Gene Ontology annotation, biological process: DNA integration. Gene Ontology annotation, molecular function: nucleic acid binding. The transcript has 6 exons. The record is from RefSeq and is a predicted model, not a curated record. Bases 1 to 1002 code for a protein of 333 amino acids.
AUGAUAGAUGAUCUGUUUGACCAGCUGCGAGGAGCUACAGUUUUAUCCAAGAUAGAUCUUCGGUAUGGGUAUCAUCAGCUGAAGGUUAAGGAGGCUGAUGUGUAUAAGACUGCGUUUAGAACUCGCUAUGGUCAUUACGAGUUUCUACCAGAGUCUGGGAAGGAAUUUAUUGUCUACAAUGAUGCGUCACACAUUGGAUUGGGUUGUAUGUUGAAGAAAGAGGGUAAAGUGGUUGCUUACGCGUCUCAUCAGCUUAAGCCUCAUGAGGCAAAUUACCCCAGAUUUAGAAAAGAGCUGAAUCUUAGGCAACGGAGGUGGAUAGAGUUACUUAAGGAUCAUGAUUGUUCAAUUGAGUACCACCUUGGUAAAGCUAAUGUGGUAGCUGACGCACUGAGCCUUAGGGUUGUAUCUGAUUUGAGAGCAAUGUUUGCUCGUCUCAGUCUAUUCGAUAAUGGUAGCUUGUUAGCUGAACUGCAAAAGUUGGCCAAGUUGAAUGUGUUCGAGAUUGUGAGAGUGCAUGGUGUACCAGUUUCUAUCAUAUCUGACAAAGAUCCUAGAUUCACAUCUCAGUUCUGGAAGAAGUUACAUGAGGCUUUAGGUACAAGAUUGGAUUUCAGCACUGCGUUCCACCCUCAAACAGAUGGGCAGUCAGAGAGGGUGAUUCAGAUACUGGAAGAAGACAAGGUAAAGUUGAUUCGAGAUCGAUUAAAGGAAGCAUCUGAUAGGCAGAAGUCUUAUGCAGACCUAAAGCAUAAAGAGAUCGAGUACUUGGUGGGGGAUUAUUUCUUUCUUAAAGUCUCACCAUGGAAGAAAAUUUUGAGGCGGUACCUUUUUGAUCCCUCGCACAUCGUGUCAGUUGAGGAAAUUAAGGUUAGGCUUGAUUUAACUAUCGAGGAAGAACCGUUGCAGAUAUUGGAUUAUUUUGUUAAAGUAUUGAGGAAGAAAUCUGUUCCACUAGUCAAGGUGCUUUGGCGUAACCACGGUUCAGAAGAGGCCACGUAG